Molecule: messenger RNA, 1020 nt
Organism: Entrophospora candida
Lineage: Eukaryota; Fungi; Glomeromycota; Glomeromycetes; Entrophosporales; Entrophosporaceae
Source: the annotation of a GenBank genome assembly
AAAGGUUUUGUUAUUGGUAUAUACAAAGGUUUCAUUCUUGGUGCAAAGGAAGAUUUCGUUUUUGGUACAAAGAAAGGUUUCGUCCUUGGUUUCAUUCUUGGUGCAAAAGAAGAUUUUGUUUUUGGUACAAAGAAAGAUGAUGAAGAUAAUCAAGAAGAAUAUGAUAAAGAAUUCCUGGAGGAAUUUGAUAAAGUAACACCAUGUGUAAUCAUUGACAAUGACAAAAAUGGAAACAAAAUUGAAAGAUGUAAUUGUAUAGAUAGAAAUCGUAGUAUUUCAAAUUUAAGUGGUUCAUUUGAGAUUGAUUCAGGUGCUGUUAAAGAAGUUGGAGAAGAUAUACAAAGAUUAGAGGAGGUGAUUACUGCCCAAAGCAUAUAUGGUAGAGGCUUAUAUAAUUGUCCAGCAAUGGAAGGAUUACCUGAUUUUGCAAACUUUCAAACAAAUAUUCCUCAACGUGUAAGGUAUAUUUGUACUAAUUGUUGGGUAUUAAAUGGAGGACAUCUACAUAUAAGAACAGGAACAAAACAUCCAAAACCAUGUAUUCAUGACAAAGAAUCAUCCCCAUCUUUGAUUCUUUUUUCUAAAUGGAUCAACAAUGUUGCUUCUUCAGAUGAUAUAAAUGCAAAAAAUAAAUUAUUAAAUCUUUUAAUACAAGUUUUUAAAGAUUUUAAUACAGAAGUUUCUACCAAACCUAUAGUACAAGAUUUCACAUCAACAGAAUCCAUAAUAGAAGAAUCCUCCAUACCAUCCAAUAAUUUAAUAGUUCCUAGACCAACUUUAUUUCUUUUAAGUGUAGCAUUUAGAGUGAAUAAAAUGUCUACAAAUGAAAAUUUACAAUUAAAUAAAUCACAAACAGAAUCAUACAUAAAAUUUAGUAAAUCUUUAGCAACAUCUGUCUGGAAAUCACAUACCAAACUCAUAGAAAAUAAAGAAACAUUAGAGAAUCCUGCCACACUUGCUGAAUUUUAUGAAAUAAUGCCAAAAGAUCUCACUGAUCUUAUUUUUUGGGCUUAUUCAUGA